UAGGGGCGGGCGCGAGGCCGGAAGCCGGAAGUCGGCAGCCGGAGCUGACGCGGCGCAGCCCCGGCAGCGCAGCGGCCGCCAUGGAGCAGGACGGGGAGCAGCUGUCGGCGCGGCCGGCCCUGGAGUCGGAGGGGCUGCGCUUCCUGCACGUCACCGUGGGCUCCCUGCUGGCCGCCUACGGCUGGUACCUGGUCUUCGGCUGCGUCCUGCUGUUCGCGGUCUUUCAGAAGCUCUCGGGCCGCCUGAGGGCCUCCAGGCAGAGGCGGCCGGACCCGGCGGCGGCUGCUGUAGCUCCCGAGGAUGUUGUGAGACGGCAGGAGGCUUUAGCGGCCGCGCGCCUGAAAAUGCAGGAGGAGUUAAAUGCCCAAGUAGAAAGGCACAAGGAGAAACUACGACAGCUUGAGGAAGAGAAACGGAGAAGGAAGAUUGAAAUGUGGGACAGCCUGCAAGAGGGGAAGAGCUACAGAGGCCAUGCCAGGAAGCCUCAGGAAGAAGACAACCCCAGCCCUUCUACUUCAUCCAGCCUCCCCAAACGGCCAGCCGACAGGAAGCCCCUACGUGGAGGUGGUUAUAACCCUUUGUCUGGGGAAGGAGGAGGAGCCUGCACGUGGAGACCUGGACGCCGAGGCCCAUCAUCUGGGGGAUGAGGCUAAGAAAGCCUUGCCCGUGUCACUCGACACGAAGCAAGCCCAGCCCUCACCCCCAACCCCCUUCAAUUGCCUUACGCACCCUUUCUCACAGUGACCAACCCAGCCCAGGGGGCAUGGGGCUCACUUCUGUCCUCCACCUGCACAGCACCCACCAGGCAACAGCGGGUCCCCAUCUCAGAAGGAGGCACCUGACCCAAUCCGGAACACUGGGAACUAGAGGAACGGCCCCCUCUCACACAGCCCUUCGCUGCUGCUAGGACAGUCUCUGUGAUAGGUUGCGUCGAAUGACGUCCUCCUUGUAAAUGGUGAACCCACCACCAAGGAUUACCGAGGCUCACAGUUGACGGGGUUUCUGUAGACCUGCACAGAACACUUUGCAAGUUAUAAACGUUUUUAAAGCUGC
Molecule: messenger RNA, 1053 nt
Organism: Myotis daubentonii (Daubenton's bat)
Lineage: Eukaryota; Metazoa; Chordata; Mammalia; Chiroptera; Vespertilionidae
Gene: SELENOS
Product: selenoprotein S
Biological process (GO): endoplasmic reticulum unfolded protein response; retrograde protein transport, ER to cytosol
Cellular component (GO): Derlin-1 retrotranslocation complex; endoplasmic reticulum membrane; Derlin-1-VIMP complex
Source: RefSeq, a predicted model, not a curated record